Messenger RNA from Limulus polyphemus (Atlantic horseshoe crab), 891 nucleotides. RefSeq names its product gamma-interferon-inducible lysosomal thiol reductase-like. The record is from RefSeq and is a predicted model, not a curated record. Gene Ontology annotation, molecular function: oxidoreductase activity, acting on a sulfur group of donors, disulfide as acceptor. The coding region runs from base 25 to 648 and encodes 207 amino acids. NCBI's taxonomy places the organism in Eukaryota, Metazoa, Arthropoda, Merostomata, Xiphosura, Limulidae. The transcript has 7 exons.
ACUAGCAAUUAAGCAGACAAAGAAAUGGAAACUUGGAAGACUUAUCUUGGAGUUCUAGCUGUUCUAUUACAGGGUCCUGCGGAAGGAGUCCAACGGACCCAGGUGUCCAUUUAUUAUUCCACCUUGUGUACUGAUAGUAUUACGUUUUUCUCCAAACAACUGUGGCCUACAUACACAAAAAUCGGGAGCAUUAUGGACGUGGAGUUGGUGCCGUUUGGUAAAACAAAGCAAAAGCUUCCUUUUGAUGGGACCAAUUCUUUCGAAUGUCAAUUUGGACCUGCAGAUUGCUAUGGAAAUAUAGUUCAAUCAUGUGCGGUCUCUCUGCUGAACAAUUCCGAUUUAUCUGUCAAGUUUGUGGCAUGCUACUUUAACGACCCCUAUUCACCGAAUAGAGUAUUACAGUGCUCUCAAAGAUUUGGAAUUAACUACAAUUCCAUUCACCAAUGUGCUACAUCGAAAACUGGUUUUCAAUAUUUUCAUCAGAUGGGAGAGAAGACACGACGGCUCAGUCCUUCACUGUACUUCAUCCCGUGGGUGGUUAUCAAUGGGGAAUUUUCCAGUGAAAAUGAAAGUCAAGCUCAAAAGAAUUUGCUUUGUCUAAUAUGCGAUAAUUAUAAGGGUCAAAUGCCGGCUGGUUGUCAAACCUAGACCGAAUAGUAAAGAAUAGAACAACGGAAACGAAAUAUAUUUUUAAUACUUAAUUUGAUUCCUUGGACACAUAUUAUAAGUAACUCGUUACUCUUCUUAAUACAGUUUGUGAUCUAAUUUUGAAAAUAAAUUUUGGAAUUGAAUAAUUAUUCAACGAAACAACGUCAAGUAUCCAAAGAAUGAAAAUGUUUUGUUAGCACCCUUGUAUUCUUGGAAAUUUAAAAUAAAAAAGGUGUCUAAUCA